AUUCAAAAUCAAAUUCAAUAUCAAAAUCCAACUUUUAAACAUCUUUCUUCCAUCCACCAUUCUUAAAUCCCAACAAUGUCCCUCACAAUUAACCUCAAGAUCACAAUUAAACAACCUCUCAAACACCAAAACCCUAAUCACAAAUCUUGAAAAUGUCCCUCACAGUUAACCUCAACAUCACCCCUUUAAACACCCAUUUCAAUCCGAAACCCAAAACCCAUAAAACUCCCACCUUUUUAACAACACCCAUUUACCAUUCCAACAAAUUAACCCAUAAAAAUCCCACCUUUCUUACCCACCAUACCCACAAAAAGAUGACGUCAUCACAUGUGAUCAAGAGUUCUUUGAUUGACCCAGAUGGUGGGGUGCUUGUUGAUCUCAUUGUUCCAGAAGAUCAAAGGGGUUUGAAAUGUGUAGAAGCUGAGGGGAUGGUGAAAGUGGGGUUGACAAAGAUUGAUUUGGAGUGGGUGCAUGUGGUUAGUGAAGGGUGGGCUAGUCCUUUGAAGGGGUUUAUGAGGGAAGAUGAGUAUUUGCAGAGUUUGCAUUUUGGGUCUUUGAGGAUUGAUGGAUGUAGAGUGAAUAUGUCUUUGCCUAUUGUGUUGGCUAUUGAUGAUGAGACUAAAGAGAGGAUUGGUGGAGAUAAGGAUGUGGCUUUGGUUGGGCCUGAUUCUAACACAGUUGCUAUUUUACGAAGCAUUGAGAUAUACAAACACAACAAAGAAGAACGGAUCGCUCGAACAUGGGGAACCACGGCUCCCGGAUUACCUUAUGUUGAAGAAGUAAUAACUCCAGCUGGCAAUUGGCUCAUCGGUGGAGAUCUAGAAGUAUUAUCUCCAAUUAAAUACAAUGACGGUCUUGACAGUUACAGACUCUCCCCCAAGCAACUUCGUGAAGAAUUUGAUCGCCGUCAGGCGGAUGCGGUUUUCGCUUUUCAGUUAAGAAAUCCGGUUCAUAAUGGGCAUGCGUUGUUGAUGAAUGACACGCGUAAAAGACUUUUAGAUUUGGGUUACAAGAAUCCAAUUCUUUUGCUUCAUCCUUUAGGGGGUUACACAAAAGCCGACGAUGUGCCAUUGGAUGUACGCAUGGAACAGCAUAGCAAGGUAUUAGAAGAUGGAGUGCUUGACCCUGAGACUACCAUCGUGUCUAUAUUUCCAUCGCCAAUGCAUUACGCGGGUCCCACUGAAGUACAGUGGCAUGCUAAGGCAAGAAUAAAUGCUGGUGCUAAUUUCUACAUCGUGGGUCGUGAUCCGGCUGGGAUGGGUCAUCCUACUGAGAAACGAGACUUAUAUGAUCCCGAUCAUGGUAAAAAGGUGUUAAGCAUGGCUCCGGGAUUGGAGAAGUUGAAUAUUUUGCCAUUCAGGGUUGCAGCAUAUGACACAGUAGCUAAAGAGAUGGCUUUCUUUGAUCCUUCACGUGCUAAAGACUUUCUUUUCAUAUCCGGGACCAAGAUGAGAAGUUUUGCAAGAACAGGGGAGAGUCCUCCGAAUGGUUUUAUGUGUCCGGGAGGAUGGGACGUUUUGGUCAAAUACUACGCGAGCUUACAAGCUGCACCCUCGGUAGUAUCCGCAUAGACAUCUUAAAUUUAUAACAGAGUUCAAGACGACUCGAUUCUUGCUAUCGCGUAUGCUAAUAUGCUGAGUUAGCGCCCCAAUAACAUGACCUGCACAGCGAUUUUGAUUUUUGAGUCAUGCUUUCUUUUAUCUUCUGAUUUUGUUUUUGUUUUUUCUAGUUGUGUGAUAAAUGUUUUUUAAGUAUCCUCUAACUAAGUUUGUAUUGAUUCAUUUUUAGAAUGACCCUUGGAGUAUUGGUGUUUGCUUUUUUGCAUA
Helianthus annuus (common sunflower) is the source of this 1826-nucleotide messenger RNA. Its product is annotated as ATP sulfurylase 2. The transcript is spliced from 5 exons. The coding region runs from base 153 to 1571 and encodes 472 amino acids. The record is from RefSeq and is a predicted model, not a curated record. NCBI's taxonomy places the organism in Eukaryota, Viridiplantae, Streptophyta, Magnoliopsida, Asterales, Asteraceae. Gene Ontology annotation, molecular function: sulfate adenylyltransferase (ATP) activity; adenylylsulfate kinase activity. Gene Ontology annotation, biological process: sulfate assimilation.